AAGGGUACACAACAUAAGACAGGCAGCACAGAGUGACUCGUACUCAGAACGCCCGCUGGUCAGGCUCACUUCAAGAGGGUUUUAGUCUUUCUUUUUUAAAGAAAACUUCAACUGUACACCAGACCUCACUGGACAGAAACUAAAAAGAAGUGUAAAUGUGACUCCAACCUCCUACAGAUGCCUUUUUAAACACUUUAAAUAAAACAUGGCUUCAGUCUGGCUUGUAUUGGUUGUCCUAUGGAUACAUAUGAUUGCCUUGAUUAAAGUGGUUGAAGCAUCUUCAUGUGCUGAGGUAUACACUCCAGCAUCAAAACUGCCUGUCGGCUCGCCCAUAUCAGUGCGCUGCCACAUUAAAGAUGACUGCCAGUUCACCAAACGCUCAGACGUGUGGCGUGUGAAGUGGGAACUUAACAGCCAGUCCCUCCAUAGUAAUCUCUCUUACCAGGAGAGUAAUGGAAAAUAUGGUGUACGCAUCCCCAACUUCACAGAUACAAGGGCAGCUGUCGCUUGCUGUGUUUGUGACGAGGACAAAUGCUAUGUAGUCGGUGAAGUGAUCGUCGACUUGGGAUAUCCUCCGGACGUCCCUAAGAACCUGAGUUGUCUCCUGAAUGUAACAAAUCCAAUCAGACUGCUGUGUCAGUGGGAUCCUGGUCAGGCAAGCAAAUCAGCAAGCAGAAAUACAAACUAUACUCUUCACGGCAGCAGAAAAAUGUUUCCUCCCGGGUUUCACUAUGUGCCCCCUCCUGGUGUGCACUUCCAGUGGAUUCCACGUAAUAAUUUGAGUUUACUUUCUGAGAUGGAGUUUUAUGUUACGGCAGUGAAUGCUUUUGGAAACAGCACUUCAGCACCUCUGUUGUUAACCCCUAUGAAAUAUGCAAAGUUUGAGCAUCCUGAGAUUCAGUGGGUUGAAGCACAUAAGUUUGGAUGUUUUCGGUACAGCUGGUGGCUUCCAAAGACUCAGUGGCUGAAGGUGACCUGCAAAGUGGAGUUGAGACUGACAAUAGUGCAGAACAAGCUUGACACAGAGCUGGUUUUCCUCAGGGAGGCACCACCACUGAAAACAAUCCAGGUGUGUGGACUUCUUCAUGGUACAAAUUACAGCACCAAAAUGCGAAUGAAGUAUUCCAACGGAUCAUGGACUGAAUGGAGUGAGCAGAAAGUAGCUACCACGCUUAUAAAAGCACCGACUGGCCGUCUGCACACAUGGCUGAAAGUACAGGACAAUAAUGAAACCGCACAUCUGUACUGGAAGCCAUCACCACAGUUUCAUGCCAAUGGCUGGAAUCUUUCAUACAUUGUUGAAUCAAAGGAACCUAAAAAGAUGUUGUGUGUUACACAAGAAAGCCACUGCUCUGUCAUACUCACCAAGAGGCUUAGAAAGAUCUACCUGAGAGCUACUAAUGAAGCAGGAAGCUCCAAUUAUACCAUAGUGCCUGUGUAUCGGAAAAAAGUACUGGAGGCCGUUUUUAAUUUCAGUGUGCGUCCUCAGUCGGAGACAUCUCUGCUGAUCGCUUGGGAGCGUCCGGUGUCUUCCCAGGAGAAGGGGUACGUGCUGGAGUGGAGAUCUCUGAUCGAGAAAGAUGCAGCUCUCCUGUCAUUUGCACUGUUGGACAAAAACAACUUGAGUAUUGUAGUAACAGGUAUUAAGCCUUACAAGCCCUAUGAGAUUUCUAUUUAUCCCAAAUAUGCAGGCGGGAUUGGACGUCCUUUUACUGUGACAGCAUACAGCAGUCAGAAAGCACCCUCCGUGGCUCCAGAGUUGAUAUUUGGUCAGUUACAUCAUUCACAAGUUAAUAUUUUCUGGGAAGAAAUCCCCCUGGAGCAGAGAAACGGGAUUAUUCAAAAAUAUACCAUUUACUUCUGGGAUGACAGAGGAAAUAAUCAAGUUAAAGAGACAAAUCAGACAGAAGUUUUGGUGAAUCUUCAGCUAAAUUCUACAUAUUACUGCCUUAUAACGGUUCAUACAUUGGGUGGAAGUUUGAAUGGAUCUGUCACAAUCCUGAAACCUGGACAUAUUGAUGGCAUUGAGAUGUUGCUCAUCGUAAUUCCUGCAUGCGUUGGCUUCUCACUUCUCAUGAUCAUUACUGUGUUUACCUGUUUUAGCAAAAAUGAAUGGUUGAAGAUGUAUUUGUGGCCCAUAAUUCCCGAUCCAGCCAAAAGUAGUAUUAAGAGGUUGACCACAACUGAAUCAUUGCCAGGCAUGCCCCUCUUUAAAGAUGACAAGGACCCUGUGCUGGUGUAUCUGUCCCACUUCAGUCUUCUAGAUCUCUCUGAGAAAGAGCAGUACAAGAGUGAUUAUGUUAAAGAGAACCUGUGGUCACAUGACAGCGGCAGCAAUGUUGAAGGUCACGACUCAUUGCAGGCCUUCAGCAGUUACGACUCAGAGCAGGACAGGGACUCUAUCCCUUAUGCCACUGUUGUGUUUGGGUGUCCGUAUCAAAGCCAGCAGUCCCCUCCACCGGUCUACCUGCGCUCAGAGUCCACUCAACCCCUCUUAGGGGUGGAAAACCCUAGAAGUCCCCCACCCUAUGAGAAUAUGCCACUCGGAGGGAGUGUUUCUGAAGUUAACGACUUCAAUAGAUUCCCUCAGGGUUCCGCUGAAAACGAGGAGAAUCAAGCAAUUUGGGAAGAUUUUCCAAUGCUCAGAUCCUUGGAGUUUAGGGAGACUGACCACAUCUCAACUCAAAGUCAAUAAAUGCCUGUUUAUGUGCUUCUUAUAUAAGGAUAAGAUUUAAUGUGUGUUUCUUCUUUGGUUGCAAUUUGAAAUAUGGAAAGAAACAUGCAGUGGCCCUAAAAGUAUUUGUACACUUAAUACACUUAAAACAUUUGAAUGUUAUUGCAAUAUAUUACAAAUAUCAAAUUAAGGGGCAUUAAAAAGAAGAAGACAACAGCUCAAGCACACUUCAAGUAAAAAUAAGUUUUUGGGUUUGAAAUGAAGAAAUAAUACAUAAAUGUUCAAAAUGAAAAUCUGAAGUAUAUAAUGUGAUAUGAAUUAUUAUGAAAAGUGAAUUCUACAAUGAAUCUAAUAUAGUGACAUGCAGACAUUUUAAGUGUCGCUACAGUGUCUACGUAAAGGGAAUACGUUAAGGAUAGAAUCAUGCUUUAAUGUAUGUUUAUUUAUUUUUUUUGAGUAAAUCAUUUGAAUUAGAAUAUGGAAAGACGCUCAUUACAAAAGGAGCACAAAUGAAAAUUGCAAUGGAAUAUUGGUGCUUUUUUAAUGGAAAGAGAGGUUUUUCGACAUGUAACGUGGUAAUCGUUUGUGAAAGUCAUUCACAGUUACUUAUUAUUACUUUAUAAAUGGUACAUGUUUUUGCUGUAUUUGUUCACUUUUUGUUUGUUUCAUGGUGCAUAAAAUUCAGUGUUUUUAUGCAUGUGAAUAUUUAGAAUAAACAAUGUGGUUACAUCUGGCAAUGUAGCAACUCCUCUGGAAGGACAAUAAGAAAUUGUGACACAGGAUUUAAUUGAUGUUAAAACUGUUGUAACAAUAUAGGAAAACCAAAACAAUGGCAAACUAUCAUUAGUUUUAUCAUUAGUAACACCAUGGUUGAAAUAAUGGUUCUAAAAACUUGAAUUUGUAUACUUGUACAAUGAAGUAACCAUGGUGUUACUAUAGUAAAACUUUUUUUUAUUAUUAUUAUAAUUUUUUUGGCAGAAUUAUUGUGAUUUUUAUUAUUAUAGAUUUGUUUUUUCAGUAUUUUUACUGUAGUUUUACCACAAAUAUCUUGGUUAAAAUAUAGUUGCUGUUUGUAAAUUUGCUGCCAUUGUAAAUUUUGUGGUUAAUAUGGUUUUACUACAAAUACUGUACAAUACUUCAACUAUAGUUACUGUAGUAAAACCAUGGUAAAUUUUCAUAAUGGAUAAAGGAAUUUCGAGGAACGCUACUGCAAGGAACCCCCAAAACUUUUUGUGAGGGAAAGCUAAACUAUUUCAGAUAGAAAAUAAAUUCCCUUCCUGUCAGGUUGACACCCCUGAGAAGGCCGCGGACCAGGGAGUCGAAUUGGUCGGAGAGUUGCAGGAAAUGAGGCGAGAGAUGUUGAACAUGUCGGGAAUGCUGACGAAGAUUAUUGCUGACUUGGAGGAUCUUGCUGUAAUAUGUCGAUCGAUCACUGCCAUGGAGGUGAAAUUUACUGAUGUGGUCACAAGAGUGGGGGAUGUCGAGAAAUGGAUCGAUUAUUUGGAGUCAUCGGAGAGGGAAUUAUCUGCUAAUCCGCUAGUGACCAGUGUGGAUUUGGAGCAUGUCUCUGAGAAGUUGGAGGACAUGGAAAACCGUAACUGGCAGAAUAACAUCCGUAUUGUGGGAAUCCCUGAGGGAGCAGAGGGACAGAAUAUGGUGGAAUUCCUGGAUGGGCUCUUUCCGAGUCUGCUCGACAUAACAGGCAUAAACUGGAAAUCGAGUGAGCUCACAGGGUUCCGGCACAACGAUCCAUUGAGGAGGACAGGCCCCGAUCAAUUCUGGCCAAAUUUCUGAGAUCAUCCGAUAAAGAUCUUGUGUUACGUGAGGCAAGGGGUAAAGGAAGGCUUUCUUGGAAGAACCACAGCAUUUUCUUGUUCCCAGACUUUGCGAACUUGACAAGAGAGAAACGUGAUCGAUUCAAGGAAUGCAAGAAACUUUUACAUCAACGGAAGGUCGCUUUUGCACUGAUAUUCCCAGCCAAAUUGAGAAUAAAUGCUAAGGAUGGCCUUAAAACAUUCACAUGCCCACAGCAAGCGAUGUCCUUCAUAAAGUCAGUGGAGUGAGUGGGUCGUGUUGUGGUGCUCAUGUUGCGGCCGGGUGGACCAGCUCACUGAACAUUCGCUUGACUGUUUGAAGGUUCUGCAUGCUCUUUUUGUGCUGGUUCCGCUUAGCAACUGGAGUUUAUUUUGAAGAGCAACACACCUUCGGGAUGGUUUUGUGGAUGAAUCUACAUGCUCUUUGUGUUUAUUCUGCCUGUCGGCUGGAGUAUAUUUUGUGGAGUGUUUCUGGCGAAGUCAUUGGAGUUAGUUAUUUGCCUGUUCAUGUGUCUUGUUUUCAUUGGUUCAUUGUUUGAUUACUUUGUUAUUAGUCUUGUCUUUUCAUUGGU
Molecule: messenger RNA, 5060 nt
Organism: Myxocyprinus asiaticus (Chinese sucker)
Lineage: Eukaryota; Metazoa; Chordata; Actinopteri; Cypriniformes; Catostomidae
Product: granulocyte colony-stimulating factor receptor-like
Exons: 16
Coding region: 206-2695 (829 amino acids)
Biological process (GO): cytokine-mediated signaling pathway
Cellular component (GO): membrane; signaling receptor complex; external side of plasma membrane
Molecular function (GO): cytokine receptor activity; granulocyte colony-stimulating factor binding
Source: RefSeq, a predicted model, not a curated record